AAGGUUUAAAAAGAGUUAAAAGACACUAUAAAAGCACAGCAAACCUCAGAAUUAGGGUUUCUGCGCUGAUUAUUAUCGUGAGAGCUCAGUCGUCUUCUUCUUCGCCCCUUCACCGGCUACAGUCCUCGUACCUCUCCGUCACAACUAGCAAUCAUGGGGAAGACUAGGGGAAUGGGAGCAGCCCGCAAGCUGAAGUCCCACCGUAGAAGGCAACGAUGGGCUGACAAGUCCUACAAGAAGUCCCAUCUUGGAAAUGAGUGGAAGAAACCCUUCGCCGGAUCUUCCCACGCUAAGGGGAUUGUUUUGGAAAAGAUUGGUAUUGAAGCCAAGCAGCCUAAUUCUGCUAUCAGAAAGUGUGCUCGUGUACAGCUGAUUAAGAACGGGAAGAAGAUCGCUGCCUUUGUGCCCAAUGAUGGUUGUUUGAACUUUAUUGAGGAAAAUGACGAGGUGUUGAUUGCUGGAUUUGGUCGUAAAGGGCAUGCUGUUGGAGAUAUUCCCGGAGUCCGAUUUAAGGUUGUCAAGGUUGCUGGUGUCUCACUUCUAGCUCUCUUCAAGGAGAAGAAAGAAAAACCCAGGUCUUAGGUUGAAGUUGUUUUAUUGUUAAAUUUUGCCUAUUUUAAAUUUAAAUUUAAAUGAAAGUUGUGUACUCUCUUGAGAUGGAGAAUGAUCAUCCUUAAAAAAUGAUACCUACCUUGUUUUGUGUUCUAGGCAUGGCUCAUUCAAGAUGAUUUUCUAUAUUUUAUGUUAGUUAUUGCAUAUUUUUCCA
Spinacia oleracea (spinach) is the source of this 766-nucleotide messenger RNA. Its product is annotated as 40S ribosomal protein S23. Gene Ontology annotation, molecular function: structural constituent of ribosome. Bases 154 to 582 code for a protein of 142 amino acids. Gene Ontology annotation, biological process: translation. NCBI's taxonomy places the organism in Eukaryota, Viridiplantae, Streptophyta, Magnoliopsida, Caryophyllales, Amaranthaceae. The transcript has 4 exons. Gene Ontology annotation, cellular component: ribosome; small ribosomal subunit. The record is from RefSeq and is a predicted model, not a curated record.